CCCCGUGACUCGCCCUUUUCCAGUCAAGGCCUGGGCGAAACUUCUGGCCACAGCGCCCGAUGUCUUUCAACCUCUUUUCUGAACAACGGCCUUUCUGCUGCUCAUCCCACAACAACUCCGUCGACCUAACCCCCAUUUUCCCUCUGGCGUACACAUCGCUGUAGUGGCGCCCGUUGUCCUUGCAGGCGACCGGCCCCGGCUGGACUUAGCUUGACCAUGGCCCAAAACAGUUCAGGAGACAGCAAUCAGAAAACUCGCUCCUAUGGCUGCCACUAUUGUCCCAAGAGCUUUGUUCGAGGGGAACACCUCAGACGUCAUCUCACCUCGCAUGAGAAUCGAAAACCACAUGGCUGUGUGGCCUGUGGCUCUAGUUUUGGCCGCGCCGAUGUCUUGCAACGGCACAAGAAGAAAUGCUCUGCCUACCAGCGUAUCAUGGCUGGGACUCAGGAUGUAGUCAAUGCACGCGAGGUGCAUUCACCACGCGACAACGAGCAAUAUUCGGCGCUGACGGGAGACACAUCCCAGCCCAGACAUGCCUCGUCCCUCGACGAUGCCAGCUCGACUCUGGACAGUACGCUUCAGAUCAUGGGAGUUGAGAACUCGUUGGUAUAUCAACCGCAAGCCUCGAUCCCCGAGUCAUCAACCUCGUCAAGCGUGCGUCCAACAGUCUUCGCAUCAGACUCGAUCUUGGCUGAUGAUACUUCUUGGAGAUCAAGUAUGAUGUUCGAUACAGUCGUGAUGCCUUCGACGCACCCAUGCGUGGACGGGCAUAUUCCCUUGAACUCGAUGGCACCACCGGGUCAGCUUCCCACCACAACACUGCCGAUAACUCAAAUGCCCAAUCAGUCAUUCUCCAACACCCGUCACGAGCUUGUCCCCAAUUCCCCUUCAUCACAACGUGUGCAUCAUGCCCAGGGACAACCGGGCGAAGCAGGAUCGAAUGACCAAACGCAGACCCAGUCCUGGGAGAUGUCGAAUGACAAGUAUAACGUAGAUUUCACCGAUCUGAGCAUAAACGAUCUCAUUUUCCUGGAGGACUCCCUCCUCCCUGACUUUGCUUGCGAAUCAGUCGAGCUGAUCCCGCCAUUCUUUCCGACGCCCGGCGUCAUGGCCAAUGCAGAGCGCUCAAGCCCUGGCCCCGCUCGGCUGCUCCUGAGCUGCACGCGACAGGUAACCCCUUCUCCAGAAAAGGCGAGCACCCCGGGCGACCUCCAACGAGAAAAAGUGGCGACCAGAGUAUUGCAAUUCUCUCAAGAAGAUAUCAACAUCUUCAGAAGCCGUACGUUGGCUCUCGAUCGACAACAGCUCUCGUCCGACUUCAAAUUCCCGACUCGUGUACGGACGAUCCGGACGAUCAGCGCGUACUUUGAAUAUUUUGACCCGCACACGCCCAUUGUGCACCGAGCCACCUUUGAUAUCCGAGGCAGUCAUCCCGCGUUGUGCCUUGCCAUGCUGGCCGUCGGCGGCCUGCAUGUCUCAGAGCACGAUUUUGCCAACAUGGCGUAUAAUGCCUGCUGCGAUAUCCUCCACAGUAUCGAAAGACAGGAAGAAGAAGGGGUCCAAAGAACGCCAGACAUUGGAGUCAUACAAGCUUUACUGCUGUGUGCACACUUUGGCGUCUAUAGCGACAACCCGGCAUAUUUUCGACGUGCUGAAAAGCAAAUACCCACAGCCAACUCGCUACUUCGAGAAUACCUGGAUCGAUUAGGUUCACGAGACAAUCAGCCGGCGUCAGAGUGGGAAUCUUGGAUUGCUUCAGAGACCUGCAGUCGACUGGCUGGAUGGCUUCCCAUCCUGAGCGGCGUGGUCCUCUCAUAUCAACCGGCGGCCGCCCUCCUGGUAUACCUCGACUCAGAUAUCCCACUGCCACGCUCCGAGGAAUUGUGGAAAACACGGUCAAGCGCCGAAUGGAUGACUUUGACGGCAAUGACACCGGAGAAGGAGGUUCUCACCAUACUAGAAAUGACCAAAAUCAUCUCGGCAGGCGGAUCGUUUCAGAAAAAGCUCAGCACCUUUGGCUUGCUGGUCGUGAUCGGAUCCAUCCUGAAUCAUAUCUGCCUUCGUGAACGACUGUUGGCUGGACAUCAAGCGGAACCUGACCCAUCAUUCAUCGUGAAGAUGGAAGAAACUCUGGCGUCCUGGGAGCUGCUCUGGCGACAGCAUCCCCAAGCUUUAAGAGUCCCCAGUAAGAAUGGAAGUGUUCUUCUGCUCGAUUGCCUCUCGCCACUUGGUUCCGCUUACUAUCACCUCUACAUGCCGAUCGAAUUGCGGGCUCUAAAAACGUUUGCUCGGAGUCGUGGUCGGCUGGCGCCAUUGCCGCACCCGCAGUCGCACAAAUUGACCCUGAAGGCUGUACUAUACGCCGCUCACUCGUGGUUUGUACGCGCCAAGCUGGGCAUCGCCCAUCUCCAGAAGACGGCUGCUUUGGAGUUUGGUGCUCAUACAUUGGUGGCUGCGUAUGAAGGUGCAUUGAUCCUUUCUUGGUGGCUCCGAAAUCAUAAGCAGAUCGACUCGGCCACCUUAUCGUCUAUGCCGGCAGGACACGGUGAAGCCAGGCUUCAACAUCUGGUCAAUGAGGUCACCGAAGAGCUUCAGGAUCAAAAUAUCGGCUGCGGCCCGGAAACUGAUCCAUGCCUGGUACCUCUCGUGUGCUAUCGGACCCUGAUACUACCGUGGGUGUGGAACUAUGCUACUAUCAUGCGAUCCCAUCUCGAUAACGUCCACGAGCAAUUCAGUGAACCACUCGUGUCAUGAGUCUUGCAUCGAAUUCGACUUCCUGGCAUCCUGCCCUGACCCGGUCGUGUCCGUUGGUUGGGAGCCACAAUGAAAAUCAACCAUUGAUCUCCUCGUCGUCUCAUGAUUACAUAAAUGGGCCGCACAUAACAGUCUGUCCGCAAAUUGAAACGCUCAGAAUUCUUGGUGUCUCCGACGGAAUAAGUCUGUGAGCACCGCUCUCGGUGCAGCAGAAAGUAACUGGCGCGCUUCAUCGUUCCACCACGAGACUAUGUCAGAUGGUAACAUCAGAUGAUGAUCCCUGAGAGCCAUUUGCCUUUUAGUAGAGUCUGAUAUGAAGACCUACUGCUGCCGAUUCAUGUUCGAGUAGCAAAAGUUAACCUGCCAAUUUGCAGAGAGGAUAAAUUGGUAUUAGUUCAAGAGGAUGACUCCUCUCGAGCCUCAUUGAGCUGUAUUUAGCCCAAGAUGGGCGCAAUUAUGAGAUAUCAAACCGAUCUGAGCGGACGCCGACGUCUAGAACAUAUCUUCUUUUGCGCAGGCCAGGACACAUAUUAUACAAGCUGAAGCAGUCCAUUUCUCAGACCGGUACCAAGCACACUAUGCCUACGCUCCCAUGUACGUGCUCGCCAAAAUAGCCAGAAGUUGAAUGCAACUGGAAAGAGCUCUAAAGCUUGCUUCUCAAGAACUCGCCAUUCUUUGGCGCCGUGCCCAGCUCCUGCUGGACUGCCACCGCC
Exophiala mesophila is the source of this 3467-nucleotide messenger RNA. RefSeq lists its product as uncharacterized. The transcript has 12 exons. NCBI's taxonomy places the organism in Eukaryota, Fungi, Ascomycota, Eurotiomycetes, Chaetothyriales, Herpotrichiellaceae. The record is from RefSeq and is a predicted model, not a curated record. Gene Ontology annotation, biological process: DNA-templated transcription; regulation of transcription by RNA polymerase II. Gene Ontology annotation, cellular component: chromatin. The coding region runs from base 217 to 2754 and encodes 845 amino acids. Gene Ontology annotation, molecular function: DNA-binding transcription factor activity, RNA polymerase II-specific; RNA polymerase II cis-regulatory region sequence-specific DNA binding; zinc ion binding.